AACCGCAGACGAUUAGCUUCCACACACAUUCUCUCUCACGCACAAGGAAAACACACUUUCUCUUUUCUCUCUCCCAUGUUUCAGAUCUCUCGCUUAUAAUUUUCGACUCACUAAAAUUCCAAUUUUGCUCUGUCGUUUAUAUACAUAUGUAUAUAAUGAAUACACACACCCCUUAGCUUAGUUUCUCUCUCUCUCUAGAAGAACCCUCUCUCUCUCUUCCCCCCAAUCUUUCGCUCUCUAGAUCUCUCUCUCGUUCGUCUUUGGGCCUCCGGAGGUUCAAGGGUUUCUCUUUCGCUGCUCCAGAUCUUGGGAGCGUCAGUUGAUACGUCGUCGUACUUGACCCGAUCCUUUCCCAGAUCCGAAGUUCCGUUGCUUCGAUUCGUCGCCCAUCAUGGCGGCCGCCAACGCUCCGAUCACCAUGAAAGAAGCCCUCACGUUGACCAGCAUAGGGAUCAAUCCGCAGUUCAUUACCUUCACCAAUGUGACGAUGGAAUCUGACAAGUACAUAUGUGUUCGGGAGACAUCACCACAAAACAGUGUGGUGAUUAUCGAUAUGAGCAUGCCGAAUCAGCCAUUGAGGAGGCCUAUUACUGCAGAUUCCGCGCUUAUGAAUCCGAAUACUAGAAUUUUGGCGCUGAAAGCUCAACUUGCCGGAACUACACAAGACCACUUGCAAAUAUUUAAUAUCGAGGCAAAAGCGAAAUUGAAGUCACAUCAGAUGCCCGAGCAGGUUGUAUUCUGGAAGUGGAUUACUCCUAAAAUGUUAGGUUUAGUUACACAAUCCUCGGUCUAUCACUGGUCGAUUGAAGGUGAAUCUGAACCAGUGAAGAUGUUUGACAGAACUGCCAAUUUAGCAAAUAACCAAAUUAUCAAUUAUAAAUGCGAUCCAUCUGAGAAGUGGUUGGUUUUGAUUGGAAUUGCUCCUGGUUCUCCCGAGCGGCCCCAAUUGGUCAAAGGAAGCAUGCAGCUGUUUUCUGUGGAACAGCAGCGUAGUCAAGCUCUCGAAGCACAUGCUGCUUCAUUUGCCUCUUUCAGAGUAGCAGGCAACGACAAGGAUUCCAUUCUUAUUUCUUUUGCGACGAAGACCUCUAAUGCUGGUCAGACUACAUCUAAGUUGCAUGUUAUUGAGCUUGGUGCUCAGCCAGGGAAACCAUCUUUUACAAAAAAGCAAGCAGAUCUGUUCUUCCCUCCAGAUUUUGCUGACGAUUUUCCAGUGGCCAUGCAGAUAUCCCACAAAUUUAGUCUUAUAUAUGUGAUUACAAAGCUUGGCCUUCUGUUUGUGUACGAUCUGGAAACUGCCACAGCUGUAUACAGAAAUAGAAUAAGUCCGGACCCGAUUUUUCUGACGUCAGAAGCUUCAUCUGUUGGAGGUUUUUAUGCAAUUAAUAGGCGAGGCCAGGUUUUGCUUGCUACUGUGAAUGAAUCGACUAUUGUACCUUUUGUCAGUGGCCAGUUAAACAAUCUGGAGCUUGCUGUCAAUCUUGCCAAACGAGGAAAUCUCCCUGGUGCGGAGAAUUUGGUUGUUCAGCGCUUCCAAGAAUUGUUUGCUCAGACGAAGUAUAAAGAGGCUGCUGAGCUUGCUGCCGAAUCUCCACAAGGCAUCCUCCGCACACCUGAUACAGUUGCCAAAUUUCAGAGCGUUCCUGUACAAGCUGGGCAGACACCACCAUUGUUGCAGUACUUUGGAACACUGCUAACCAAAGGAAAGCUUAACGCAUUCGAGUCUUUAGAAUUAUCUCGUCUUGUGGUCAACCAGAACAAGAAGAAUCUAUUGGAGAACUGGUUAGCUGAGGACAAACUGGAAUGCAGCGAAGAACUUGGAGAUCUUGUUAAGACCGUUGACAAUGACCUCGCGCUGAAAAUAUAUAUCAAAGCUAGAGCAACACCCAAAGUUGUGGCAGCUUUUGCAGAGCGUCGGGAGUUUGACAAGAUCUUGAUAUACUCAAAGCAGGUUGGUUAUACGCCUGACUACCUAUUCCUUCUGCAAACGAUUCUUCGGGCAGAUCCUCAGGGAGCUGUUAAUUUUGCCCUGAUGAUGUCCCAAAUGGAGGGAGGUUGUCCUGUUGAUUACAAUACCAUUACCGAUCUUUUUCUUCAGAGAAACAUGAUCCGUGAAGCAACAGCAUUUCUGUUGGAUGUUCUGAAACCGAAUUUGCCAGAACAUGCUUUCCUGCAAACUAAGGUUCUGGAGAUAAAUCUCGUGACAUUUCCUAAUGUUGCGGAUGCUAUUUUGGCGAACGGAAUGUUUAGCCAUUAUGAUAGGCCACGCAUUGCACAAUUAUGUGAGAAAGCUGGACUUUACGUGCGAGCACUUCAGCAUUAUUCUGAAUUACCUGAUAUCAAGCGAGUCAUGGUCAAUACUCAUGCAAUUGAGCCACAGGCACUUGUGGAGUUCUUUGGAACACUUUCUAAGGAAUGGGCACUGGAGUGUAUGAAGGAUCUUUUACUGGUCAAUUUAAGAGGAAACCUUCAGAUAAUUGUUCAGGUUGCAAAGGAGUAUUGUGAACAUUUGGGAAGUGACGCAUGCAUUAAGCUCUUUGAGCAGUUCAAGUCGUAUGAAGGAUUGUACUUCUUUUUGGGAUCAUAUUUGAGCUCCAGUGAGGAUCCUGAGAUUCACUUCAAGUAUAUUGAGGCAGCUGCAAAGACUGGACAGAUUAAAGAGGUUGAGCGCGUCACUAGAGAAUCAGAUUUCUAUAAUCCUGAAAAGACUAAGAAUUUCUUAAUGGAAGCAAAACUUCCUGAUGCUCGGCCAUUGAUCAAUGUUUGUGACCGCUUUGGUUUUGUUCCGGAUCUCACACAUUACUUGUACUCCAACAACAUGCUUCGUUAUAUUGAAGGUUAUGUGCAAAAGGUGAAUCCAGGAAAUGCUCCAUUAGUUGUUGGGCAGCUUUUAGAUGAUGAGUGUCCUGAAGAUUUCAUUAAAGGCCUUAUCCUUUCUGUCCGUUCUCUUCUUCCGGUUGAACCUUUGGUUGAGGAGUGUGAGAAAAGGAAUCGGCUUCGUCUGCUUACUCAGUUUUUGGAGCAUCUUGUGAGUGAAGGAAGCCAAGAUGUGCAUGUCCACAAUGCUUUGGGAAAAAUCAUAAUAGAUAGCAACAACAAUCCAGAGCACUUCCUCACUACCAACCCAUACUAUGAUUCACGUGUUGUCGGUAAAUACUGUGAGAAGCGUGAUCCUACCCUUGCUGUUGUCGCAUACCGGAGAGGACAAUGUGACGAUGAACUCAUUAACGUGACAAAUAAGAACUCAUUGUUCAAGCUGCAAGCUAGGUAUGUUGUUGAAAGAAUGGAUGGCGAUCUCUGGGCAAAAGUUCUUGACCCCGAGAAUGAAUUCAGAAGGCUGCUCAUUGAUCAAGUGGUAUCGACAGCUUUGCCUGAAAGCAAAAGUCCGGAGCAAGUUUCUGCUGCUGUUAAAGCAUUUAUGACCGCUGAUCUUCCCCAUGAGCUAAUUGAGUUGCUUGAAAAGAUUGUGCUUCAAAAUUCAGCAUUCAGUGGAAACUUUAACCUGCAAAAUUUGCUUAUCUUGACUGCAAUCAAGGCUGAUUCAUCGAGGGUGAUGGACUAUAUAAAUAGACUUGAUAACUUUGAUGGCCCUGCUGUUGGAGAAGUUGCUGUGGAAGCUCAAUUAUAUGAAGAGGCUUAUGCCAUUUUUAAGAAGUUCAAUUUGAAUGUCCAGGCUGUGAAUGUGUUGCUUGACAAUAUUCGUGACAUUAACCGGGCUGUAGAAUUUGCAUUCCGUGUUGAAGAGGAUGCUGUUUGGAGUCAAGUGGCUAAAGCUCAACUUCGGGAAGGACUGGUGAGCGAUGCAAUUGAAUCAUUUAUUCGUGCUGAUGAUGCCACCCAGUUCCUGGAAGUAAUCAGAGUUGCAGAAGAUGUUGAAGUUUAUCACGACCUGGUUAAGUAUCUUCUUAUGGUUAGGCAGAAAACGAAGGAACCAAAAGUGGACAGUGAGCUCAUUUAUGCAUAUGCCAAGAUUGAUAGGCUGGGUGAUAUUGAAGAAUUAAUGCCAUCUAAGAUUUUUGGUGGUUACUCAAAAUGGGCUGUUGACUUUUUUCCCUAUGUUUUACAGGGAAAGAAGGAGUGCUUUGCCUCGUGCCUGUUUGUUUGUUAUGAUUUGAUCCGCCCAGAUGUUGCACUUGAACUUGCCUGGAUGAAUAACAUGCUUGACUUUGCCUUCCCAUAUCUGUUGCAGUUUAUCCGGGAAUACAGCGGUAAGGUUGAUGAACUAAUCAAGGACAAGAUUGAGGCCAAGAACGAAGAGAAAGCCAAGGAGAAAGAAGAGAAAGACGUCAUUAGUCAACAGAAUAUGUAUGCCCAGCUGUUGCCUCUUGCUUUACCGGCACCGCCUAUGCCAGGAAUGGGAGGUGGUUAUGGUCAGGGGCCACCACCCCCCAUGGGUGGUAUGGGCAUGGGAAUGGGAAUGCCUCCAAUGCCGCAAUUCGGAAUGCCACCGAUGGGUUCGUACUAGUUUGUGGAUGAUUGAUUAUUAUUGCUAUUUUGAGAUUAUUGGAACUUGUUUACUGAGAGAAGAGGACAAUGCCAGCUGUUCAGGCUUUAAUAUUUUGUAUUUUCUUCUAGUCCCUUUGUUAUGAGACAAAGGUGGAAGGCUUAGUUCAAAGUUAUAAAAUAAACGUGAUUUGGUAUUGUCUGCAUAGGGUGUGGAUAUAUUUCUUUGUAAUAUUCUUUGGUAGUCGAGGCAUUUCUUUUUGCAGCUUUAGGCACAACAAAGCUGAGUUUUUAUUUGUAUGUUAAAAAGGAGGAGACACCAUCUUAGUAGUUUUUCAUUGUCGAUUUGUGCUUGACUUAGAUCU
Molecule: messenger RNA, 4808 nt
Organism: Erythranthe guttata (spotted monkey flower)
Lineage: Eukaryota; Viridiplantae; Streptophyta; Magnoliopsida; Lamiales; Phrymaceae
Source: RefSeq, a predicted model, not a curated record